Molecule: messenger RNA, 1769 nt
Organism: Choloepus didactylus (southern two-toed sloth)
Lineage: Eukaryota; Metazoa; Chordata; Mammalia; Pilosa; Megalonychidae
Gene: ABHD14B
Product: abhydrolase domain containing 14B
Exons: 4
Coding region: 127-912 (261 amino acids)
Cellular component (GO): cytoplasm
Source: RefSeq, a predicted model, not a curated record
CACGUGCAUGUGAGGCAGAUCGAUAGGGGUCUUGGGAUACCCGGGCUGAGGGACUUGGGAAAACUGAGGCCGCAGUCGGAAGAAAGGUGAGGGAUUUAGCGGCGUUGACGAGCCCUGCAGGGGCUGAUGGCCACACCAGAGGGCGCCCCGGAGCGUGGCCCGGCCCCCACCGGAGCCCGGCCCCUUCCCUGCUUUCCCGCCCCGGGCCGGAUCCGCUGUCAGCGCUCGGCUGCCUCCGUCUCCGCGAACCCACGCAGAUCCUCAGCACAGCAGCACAGCAUGGCAGGCGUGGAGCAGCAUGACGGCACCAUCCAAGUGCAGGGCCAGAGCCUCUUCUUCCGCGAGGCGCGGCCAGGCGGUGGACAGAUCUCCCGCUUGUCCGUGCUGCUGCUGCAUGGCAUCCGAUUCUCCUCUGAGACCUGGCAGAACCUGGGCACACUGCAGAAGCUGGCUCAGGCUGGCUACUGGGCUGUGGCCAUUGACCUGCCAGGCCUGGGGCGCUCCAAGGAAGCAGCAGCCCCUGCCCCUAUCGGGGAGCUGGCCCCUGGCAGCUUUCUGGCUGCUGUGGUGGAUGCCUUGGAGCUGGGGCCGCCGGUUGUGAUCAGCCCAUCACUGAGCGGCAUGUACUCCCUGCCCUUCCUUAUGGCUCCUGGCUCCCAGCUCCAGGGCUAUGUGCCUGUGGCUCCCAUCUGCACUGAGAAAAUCAAUGCUGCCGACUAUGCUGGUGUGAAGACUCCAGCUUUGAUUGUAUAUGGAGACAAGGACCCCAUGGGCCAGACCAGCUUUGAGCAUCUGAAGCAGCUGCCCAACCACCGGGUGCUGGUCAUGAAGGGGGCGGGGCACCCUUGCUACCUGGACAAGCCUGAGGAGUGGCAUGCAGGGCUGCUAGAGUUUCUACAGGGUUUGGCAUGAGGCCCAGCCCUCCUCGGGGUGGGCUGCCUGCCUGCCUUGGGGUCUGUCUCUCUCUCUCCCUUCAUGGACUCUGCUUCAUCAUGCACAUGCAGCAGGUGUGUGUAUGUGUCUGCCUAUCUGUCUGUGUUCUUGUCUGUUGGGGUCUGUCUUUUCUUUCUCUUGCGGUGGCGGACUGAGGAGGUGAAACCAAGAGAAAAAAGCUUGGGAAUCAAGAGAUGCAAUCUGGUGGAGGGUAAUCCAUUAGAUGUACUCCUCCUCUAGGCUUUCUUGCUGUCCUUCCUCUGCUCUGCCAAGUCUCCCCCUCCCACCUCUUCCUGCGCUGCCCUGCUGUCCAAUUACCCCCAGGUCUUAGGCCACAGAUACCUACAUGUCCAUAUGCAAGCUCACACAUUUAGAGCCAUCCAUGUUCCGAAACAGUUCUUCACGCGGGAGCACCGCACAGGUGCAUGCAGCUCCAGACAGACCUUCUCAUUGUCAUGUGCACACACAUACACACACAUAUAUGUGCCUGCACAUGAGUACUUGCUCCCAAUUCUGCAGCCCUCCACUGUCUGGGAAGAUGAAGACCCCAUGGGCCAACCCUUGAGAGAAAUUCUCUUCUGGGCAUGGGGUAUGGUCAGCCCUGGACUCCACUCACCUGCUGGUUGCAGCUAGCUCUGGCCUAGAAUUUUCCCCCAAAAGAGGAGGCCCCCCCAGAUCUCCCUGCUUUUUGCUUUUUCCCUUCAUCUGCUGCCGCCGCUUCCCCCCAGUUUAUCAGGCCUUGGUCAUAUAAGCCAGGCUUGUUUCUUGCCCCGAGGUUUGGGAGGCGGGAGACGGGAGAGUAGAGGUCGUUGGUGAAAUAAAGUGAUGCAAUUAGA